Molecule: messenger RNA, 3106 nt
Organism: Candoia aspera
Lineage: Eukaryota; Metazoa; Chordata; Lepidosauria; Squamata; Candoiidae
Gene: RHBDD3
Product: rhomboid domain containing 3
Exons: 8
Coding region: 368-1543 (391 amino acids)
Molecular function (GO): protein binding; serine-type endopeptidase activity
Source: RefSeq, a predicted model, not a curated record
CAAGGCUUUCCUAGCACGGGCCGCUACCAUCACGCGGCGGAGAGGAGGGGGUCUCCACGGACGCCGAUUUCCUCCCGUUUCUGCGCUUCUCUUCAGGAAAAAAAAAUAGGGGCCCAAAGAAGAGGGAAAGGUCAAAAACCUCCUCCAGCAACGUCUUGAUUUCUUCAGUGCGCUCUGAUUUGUGGUCUUUUUCAACUGGUGCAGUCAAACACUUGAGUUCAUCGUUUAGAAGCCAGCCAGGAAGGUCAAAAAUGGUGACCACAUGACACUGCAACGGUCAUAAGUGCAAACUGGUUGCCAAACGGCCAAAUCAUGAUCACGUGACUACAGGGAUACUGUGACGGUUGUAGGUGUGAGGACUGGUUGCAUGUCAGUUUUUUCAGCACUGUCGGGCAUGCUAAUCCAGAGGCUGAGGUGGGUCCGGCAUCCCCCCAUCGCUUCCUCUAUCUUGAUGCUGCUUCUCAGCCUCGUCUGGGUGAUGGGGGUAGGAGAAAAUUUCGUUUUAUCGCCCAGCUUGCUAACCAGCCCUUCUCAAGCCUUCCGCCUCGUGACUUACUGCCUGUGCCAUGCCAAUGGCCGCCUCCUCGUCGCCAGCUUGCUCUUCUUCCCACUGCUGGGCUGGCGCAUGGAGCUGCAGAGAGGCACCCUUUGCUACCUCCAGGCCACUGGGCUCGGUGCUGCCAUCUCGGCUCUGCUCUACCUCCUCCUUGCUGGACUCUGGGGAGCCGAACCUCAUGCCGCCAUCAGUGGCCACAUCCCCGUCCACCUGGCUCUGCUGGGGUGCCACGGAAGGCACUCAGGGUGGCUUUCCAUGGCUCUGUUGGCCGGAUUGCUGUUCGGGCUCGGGGAGAUCCUGUCCCCCCAUUCUCCCUUCCUCCUGCACCUCUGUGGGCUGCUCACAGGUCUGGCCUACUGUGCCGGGACUUCGUCCUUCUUGGGACUGUUCAAGCGACAUCUGGAAAGACUGCGAGACGGGACCCCUUGCUGGAGUCACAGCGGAGGUGUUUUUCCUCGCUUCAUCAGGCCCAUGGCAUCUGGCACUCUCCCAGCUACAGCCAGGAAGGAAAGGAUUCUUGCUCAGAUGCUCCCACCCAACUUGGCAGGGACAGUUGCGAUCCAGGUUCUACCCCCUUCCCCAUCUUGGACAGAUGAAAGCACAGCCCAGGAACCCCAGCUGCUGUUUCCUUCUACCUCCCUUUACCCUUUCUCAGCCCUCCGUGGAGCUUCAGAUACACCUCUCUUUACUCUCCCGGAUUCCCUGAUGGAGGAAGAGCUAAUACAAGCGGGAAUCCAGGCCUCUCUGCAAGAUAUGGGUGAAGAAGAAGUGAAGCUGCCCAAAUCUUCUGUCUCUUCCCUCCGGCUCCAGCAGCUGCAGAAGAUGGGCUUCCCAACGGAAGAGGCCGUGAUCGCUCUGGCAGCCACUGGCCACGUGGAAGGAGCCGUCUCUCUGCUGAUCGGAGGCCACGUCGGGGACCGAGCCGUGGUGGCGGCAGAGAACCGCUCAGCGCCUCACACACAGCCUCAGCCAAGCCCCGAUCGGUGAGGAGAUCGGAGGAGGCCAACCUCAGGCAUUUCGGCGUUGGGCGUACCAGGAAGAAGUGGAAGGGUGAAGAAUGCCACGAGAUAGAGGGGUGCAUUGCAGAACUGAACUUGGUGCUGCAGGAGCAUGGAAGGGGUGUUAUAUGAUACCAUGUAGCCCCAGAAACAGGUUGGCUGCAAAUUCUCCAGGGGAAAUGCAGGUUCUUCUUCUGCUCCUGCCUGGAUUGCUGGGACACAGCAGGGUCGUGAAGGCGGGUAAUGGUGGAUGCAUUUCCAACCAGAGUUGUGAUCCGUCAGGUUGCAAUUCCUUUUUCCACUCUGUGCAUGAGUGGAGCAAACCCCGCCCCCCCCCGCCCCAAAGCUGCAUGCAACAGGAACCAAACUGCAGAAACCAGUUGCAGUUUUCACCCAGCAUAUCCACACGCAGCCAGCCAUUCAAGAGGAUGGGGACUUGUAUCACAAGGGGCUCCCUGGUGUCCUGCAGAUCGACCCGCCCAAGCCCUCGGAUGUGGAUUACAAACUCCGCAAAGCAGCCACACGUACAUUUGGGUUGCCAGAAUAUAAUCUCUGCCGCUGUCUCUCGACUGUAUCGCCCAUUUGGUGUGUUUGUGUUUUGGUUCAAGUCUGCCUUCUCCCCACCUGCUCCCCUCGUGCCCUUCAAACGUUGGGCCGGGUGGAGCGCGGCAGAACCGGCCGUGUUCAACGGAAAGGCUUUUGCAAACGGAAGCGGUUUGUGAAAAAGCCGGGCAGCAAUAUUUAUUAACAGAAUUUUUUGCACUUUAAAACCUUACCUCCGAUGCCUGUGCCUGUUAGAGUGCACAAGAUAUAACUACAGUAAUAGGGAUUUGUGCAGGGGGGAAAUCAGGCUGUUUCUUAUGAUCCAAUGUGAUCUGGAAUAAAAAUUGGGGGAGGAUGGGUGGGUGUCCUGACAUUCAGUAAUGCCUGCUGUGUUAAAAAAACAAAACAAAACAGGAAUUUAAUCUCUCUAGCUCUGUGCAAAGUGCCCACCCUGUUCGUUGCUGGCAGGCUACUGAUUUAGGGGCUGGAAAUAUUUUCACACCUAGGGUCCCACGCUAGUAACAUGAGCAAGUUCGUUGCUCUUCAGCGAUCUUUUUAUUCUCAGACUAGGCCGCAAUGGGGUUGGGAAGAUGGUGGUUAAAUUGUGGAACCCGGCCACCGUUUUUGGCUCAUUACACAAGCUAGGCUGUCACGUCAAGCCACAGACGUCUUAUGCUCCACUUUGUCACGCGAGCAGAAUUACAACUUGCUGUCGUGGGUUUUGAGAGAAGCCGGGAUUAAGGUCCCCCUUCCCCUGCAUUUUCUCUCUUCUCCCCGCUCUCCCUGCCACGACUUCGGUGCCAUUGGUCGGUAGUCUGGGCAGUCAAAGCAAGGGCGAACAUGACUGGCUGGGAUGCUGUGACAUCAAAAGGAGGAGCAGCUUCAGUAUGUGAAUCCAGAGGCCAGCUGGCAAUGGUUCUUGCGCUACAACAGCCAGGCUCGGAUGCAAGUUAUGGGCCUCCUGAAGGUCGCAGGAUUUGUCAAUAAAACGGGGCAGUUUUCCUCCAAA